Botrytis byssoidea is the source of this 2820-nucleotide messenger RNA. RefSeq lists its product as uncharacterized. Gene Ontology annotation, molecular function: protein binding. The coding region runs from base 1 to 2820 and encodes 939 amino acids. The transcript has a single exon. Lineage: Eukaryota; Fungi; Ascomycota; Leotiomycetes; Helotiales; Sclerotiniaceae. The record is from RefSeq and is a predicted model, not a curated record.
AUGGAUCCAUACCAGUAUCAACGGAUCAAUCUUGGUCGACCUUCUAUUCGACUUCUCCAACUCUACAAAGGGGACUGGUCCGAGAAGAUUCAAGGCCAUUUUGUUAGUGCCUGGUUUGACGAGCCUGAUAGUAUCAUACCAUAUCUUGCAUUGUCUUAUACCUGGGGUAACAUUGACAAAGUGGAAGAGGUUAUAAUCGACAGCGCCAGAAUCAAAGUGACUUCCAAUUUACAUAUGGCACUUCAGCAUCUAAGAUCUGGGGAAGAGGAUCAGAUUUUUUGGAUUGAUGCUUUGUGUAUCAAUCAGGAAAAUGUCCAUGAAAAAAUUCAUCAAAUCAGACAGAUGGGCGACAUAUACAAGAAGGCCGAAAAGGUCGUGGUUUGGUUGGGCCAAGGGACUGAAGAAACUGAUCUUGUGAUGGAUUCCAUGAAGCGGCUGCGGAAGGCGAGUUUAGGUUGGAAUUCAGCAGAGUGGAAAGAUAAGGCCAAUGGUUGGGUCGAUGAAAAUAAUGAACACUUGGAAAAUUCGCGCGAGCAAAUGAGAUUAAUAUUGCAACGACCAUGGUUUCGAAGAAUCUGGAUCUUACAAGAAGUUGCCAAUGCUCGGCGAGCAACGACAGUACAUUGUGGUAAUAGAUCCAUCACCGUUACGAUCUUCUCCCAGUUUCCGGCUCUGAUUGCUUUAACCCCCGCUGUACAUUGCCAAUCAGUUCUGGAUAUAAUGCCUGGAAUUUUGCGGAAAGAGACUUGGUGGAGGCAAGGCCAAAAGCUUCAAACGUUACUAGUAAAGUUCCGCGAAAGCGAGGCAACUGAUGAUCGAGAUAAGAUAUAUGCAUUACUGGGUAUAUCUUCAGACGCACAUAGGAGUAACAUCUUAGAUCCAAAGUGUGAUAAGUCCUCACAACAGGUCAUCCGAGAAGCUGUCUCAUUCAUACUGUCUGAGAAAUAUCCUCAAUUAAAAGAUGAUGCGUCACUCUAUCAGUUUCUUGACUGGAAUUCGACAAAGUUUUUAGACAAUGUAGAAGAUUUAGAAGGUGCUAUGUUGACGGAUGCGUUCCAAGGAGCAGAAGAGGAAUUCUUAAAGCUAUUCAUUGAAACAGAUGUGUGUCAAAUUAGCUCGAGAGGCUUUCAUGAUCGAGUUCCGGUGCAUUGGGCCAUUCAAAAAGACCGGCUCACCAUUUUAAAGAUGUUACUUGACGCAUAUCUGUGUAGUUUCGAGAAGAAAGAUUCAGAUAAGCAAAAACCCUUGUCGUUAGCUAUUCAAGCAGGAAACGCUAGAAUUGUCGAGCUAGUCCUCAAUGCGGGCAUAGACAUUGAGGCAACAUGUUUCAACGGUUUUACACCGCUGUUUCUUGCUAUUGAGAAGAACAACAUCGAAAUUGUUGAGCUUCUUCUUCGGAAAGGUGCGAAAUGUAAAGCACAGAAUAUGAGUAGCUCCAUUCUAUUAUCACAAGAAAGCAAUAGAUCUGGCCAGUCCAUAUCUCCAACUUCAAGUUCUAAAAAUCAACUUCCAUUACCAUUUGCAAUUGAAAAAGGGAAUUACGGUAUCUCUAAAUUGUUGUUUGACCGUGGUGCUUCUCUUAGAGAUGGGGGCCCAUCGUCAGAUAUUGAAUGUGGAGUCGACAAGAUGGUCGAGUUCUUGAUCGAUCACGGUAUUGGCACAGACGAACCAAAGCCCGGAAUGCGUCUACAGUUGGCCGCUAAGCUUGGAAACGUCAAACUUACCGGGGAAUUCAUCAAGAGGGGUUUUGCGCUUGAGAGUAAAGAUGGGUACGGCCAAACACCGUUAAUGUUGGCUGUCAUACAUGGCCACUAUGAAACCAUUAAGCUGUUACUCAAAAGCGGUGCUGAGAUUCACAGUAAAGAUGUACUCAAUCAAACACCAUUAACGAUAGCGAUCGAAAACGGAAAUCAGGAAAUUGUGAAGCUUCUGCUUGCACGUGGUGCUGGGAUUCACAGUGAAAAUUCAUUCGCAACCUCAUUAAUGAUAGCGACCGAAAAUGGAAACAAGGAAGUUGUAGAGCUUCUGCUUCAAAAUAAUUUUGACUUCGAAAGAAAAGACGCGUAUGGCCAAACACCAUUAAUAGCUGCUAUCAAACAUAGGAGUAAAGAAGUUGUAGAGCUUCUGCUUCAAAAUGGUGUUGAUUUUGAAAGAAAAGACGAAUAUGGCCAAACACCAUUAAUAGCUGCUAUCAAACAUAGGAGUAAAGAAGUUGUAGAGCUUCUGCUUCAAAAUGGUGUUGAUUUUGAAAGAAAAGACGAAUAUGGCGAAACACCAUUAAUGGCUGCGAUUGAAAAUGGGAACAAUGAAGUUGUAGAGCUUCUGCUUCAAAGGGGUGCGGAUAUUGAAGUGAAGGAUAAUAUUGGCAGAACAGCAUUGUCACUCGCUGCUUCGUACAAAAUACUGAAAGCUGUUCAGCUUUUGCUUGAAAAUGGUGCAGAGCUUGAGACAAUAGACCAUGAGGGAGAAACACCGCUUCAGAAAGCAAUCGACCUAAGUUACAUCGUAGAUAAUACUGAUCAAAACGGGAUCGUUACGCUCUUACUUGAGAAUGGUGCAGAGCUCGAAACAAGGGACCGGGAAGGAAAAACACCACUGCAGAAUGCAAUUGUUUCAUACAAUUUCUCAACAACCAACGGUGAUCGAAAAGAGAUCAUUAUGCUCUUACUUGAGAAUGGUGCAGAGCUCGAAACAAGGGACCGGGAGGGAAAAACACCGCUGCAGAAUUUGAAGGCUUCGAAUUGGGAAAAUGAGACUAUCCGGCGAGAGUUUGUUGCGCUUUUGCUUGAGUGGGGUGCAAUUGAUAUGGAUGAGGAAUAA